Molecule: messenger RNA, 3836 nt
Organism: Solenopsis invicta (red fire ant)
Lineage: Eukaryota; Metazoa; Arthropoda; Insecta; Hymenoptera; Formicidae
Gene: CARPA
Product: carbonic anhydrase-related protein 10
Exons: 10
Coding region: 1430-2419 (329 amino acids)
Molecular function (GO): zinc ion binding; carbonate dehydratase activity
Source: RefSeq, a predicted model, not a curated record
ACGCUCCUCGAGGAGCUUUCCCACAAGCUCAGUAAGCGCCGCGAGCUCGCCGUGGCCGGGAGCGUGGUCUCGCGGUUGUCACGCGUUCAUAGAUAAAAUAUAACUCUUGCAUCCCAGACUUAUCCCAGCGACGAGACGUUUGCUGUUCUCGCAGGUUCAGUCCGAAACUUCGUGCGGGGAGAAAGUUCCACGGAAAAAAAGAGUUGCAAAUCGGCGAAUCGUGAGAUCGGCCAAUAUUUUCGCCGACGGACGUUUCUUUUCCGCCUCACACAGCGAGAUACACCUGGCGAUUUUUCCGGAAAGAUUACUUUCACAGAAGACAUAGAGGGAUCACUUCAUUAAAUUUCAGACGAAACUUUUUAUUUGGGAAAGAGAAAAGGGAGACAAUUAAGUUGAAGUCUCGCAUCCCCCUCGCGUCGAAUGGAUGCUUUGAUCAAAGAUAAAAGUUCGACUAUAUUCGAUGAAUAAAAGGAAGUCUAGUUGCGCUAAGGGGCACUUCAACUUACUUCGCUAAGUUACGCUGAGAGGAUCCCGGAUCGAGGAAGCUAGCCCGUGAGGAAUUGCGAGGUAGCUUUCGGCGAGCUGACGUCAUCUAGAACAAACAAGUAGACUGAAGGUUCGCGGCGGGGUGGGUAUUAUGUCCCAAGGCUAAAGGAAAGAAAGCGAAGGCGAAGCGGUAGGAGCAACGGCAGGAGCAAGAGCAGGAGCAGCAGCAGCAGUAGUAGCGGCAGCAUCAGCAGCGGUAGCGGCAGCAGUCGGAAACAGGAAAGGUGAAAGAAGAGAGAGAACGCAGGAGAGUAGAAAGACGUCAGAGGAAGACGUCGACGAAGACGAAGAACGAGGAGGAAGAGAAAGCUCGGGAGCUCGAGCCUCGGGGUUAUUACGACAGGCAAGUUAGACAGGCGAGAUAGGAUUUCGAUCGAGGUACUUCCGGGUGCCGUGGUGGUUAAGAGCCGAUUAAUGCGAUCGGUUCUAAUUAGCAAUCAGCUAUUUCGCAGUCGUAAUUCGCUUUUUCGCCCGCGUGAUUUUGAAUAUCUAAUUGAGACGUCAUUGUCGUCGCCGUCGUCGAUUGCCGUCGCCGCCGCCACCGCCGCCGUCGCCGUCGUCAUCGUCGUCGUCGUCGUCGUCGUCGUCGUCGUCGUCGUUAUUUUUUAUCGGAGGAAGGGUGAAAUCGAUCCUAUCUCGAUGCUGACUCAAGAUAUUUUUGGCAUCAUUCAGCAAUGAUGACGGGCGCAGUAUUUCCAAGGAACAUCUCCGUACUUGUUAUCAACUGAUUGAUCAGACUGACUGAUCCGACGAAGGAAUUGAUCCCUCACGCAUUAAUAGGACGAGGACGAACGAUGCUCGAUAAAGCUACGUAAGGAUCGCGCGUACCUGUUCCUCUUUGCCUUUUUUUCGUCGAGGGUGACGGAAAGAGAAGGAGCUAAAGAUGUGCUCGAGAUCGUUGCUACUGUGCGUCCUCGGCAUCAUCGCUGUCGUCAACGAAUCCGAAGCCAGCUGGGAAGAAUGGUGGACCUACGAUGGUAUUUCUGGACCUUCGUUUUGGGGCCUGAUAAAUCCACAGUGGUCUCUCUGCACCAAAGGGAGGCGACAGAGUCCCAUCAACAUCGAGCCGGACAAGUUACUCUUCGAUCGUCACUUGAGACCGGUGCACGUCGACAAACACAGGAUUUCCGGACACUUACAUAAUACUGGGCAAUUCCUGGUAUUUAGAGCAGACAGAGAAGCGAAGAUACGGGUUAAUAUAACGGGUGGUCCACUCGCCUAUCACUACCAGUUCGAAGAGAUAUAUAUUCACUACGGAAUGGACGACGGUCAUGGUUCCGAGCAUCGUAUUAAUAACUAUGCCUUUCCUGCUGAGAUACAAGUCUACGGUUUUAACGCCGAACUGUAUCACAACAUGAGCGAGGCGCAGCAUAAAAGUCAGGGGCUGGUGGCGAUCUCGUUAAUGGUGCAGCUUGGCGAGACGUUAAAUCCCGAGCUGCAGAUCAUCACCAGCGUGUUCAAUAAGGUCAUACAUCGGGGGGACACCGCACCCGUGCGCUACCUGUCCCUCAAAAGCCUUCUACCGGACACCACCGGUUACAUGACUUACGAGGGCAGUACAACGCACCCGGGUUGUUGGGAAACGGCGGUCUGGCUGAUCCUCAACAAACCAAUUUACAUCACGGCGCGAGAGCUGUACGCCCUAAGGAAAUUAAUGCAGGGCCCCUCCACUACGCCGAAAGCGCCUCUCGGUAACAAUUCCAGACCGCUGCAGGGUCUUCAUUAUAGAACCGUACGAACAAAUAUCGAUUUUGCCAAGCGGGGAAACGCCAAGUGUCCGUCGAUGGCGCAGGACAUGCAUUAUAGAGAUGACUUUUUCCUUCCAGCCAACACGUGGCGGGACGACGGUUCCCUAUCGCACAACGUAGUCUGAGGCCAUCCACGGGGCAGGACCAGGAGAAGGGACUUUUCUUUGAAGGAGUGGAACAAAAUGAAUUCAUGUAACGCGAUACAAAGGGGGAGUGGGAAGGAUGCCAAUGGGAAGAGCUAAUUUCUGACGGGAGAAGGAAGAAAUUGUGCCGUGGCUGUGUGAACAGAGACAGAACGUAAAUUUUAAAUACGGUUGUAAAUCGCCGCGAUAUAUGAACAUCGCGUAAUAACCCUCGAGAUGGACGAACAAUUGUAAUGUAAUCACCGCUAUGUCAUGCAGAAGUUAUAUGUACAUAAUUAUCUGCAAAUUAUACAUCAGAUAUAAUUUGUAGAUAAGUUUUGCAACGUCAAUCCAGUUUUGUUUUAUUCUCCGGAGUAGCGAGGACAAAGUUGCGUGUUGCUACACAGCGCUAACGUAAUUCUCGUAACACGAGUGAUCAAAGGAGCUUUAAGUGUCUUGUUGGGAUACAGAUUUUCGUUUAACGCUGUUUGUAAGUUUACGCAUUGAAGACUAUAACAGUUAUCAAGGAUGGGCGCAAUUUAAAAUAAUACGUGUUAUUACAAAUUACGGUGUGUAUAUACGAGUAUACACACAUGUAUACAUAUACAUAUAUAAUUUUGUAAAAUGGACAAUAGCACUUUCAGAUGAUGGAUGAUUCCUAUAGCGACGAGAUAGGCGUUGUCUCUUAAGGUAAGGAAACUUUUUUAAAAUGCCCAUCAUUGAUAAAAUCAUGUACGAUCAAUCUGUUUUUCCACGCGAGAGAUGGCGAGAAUAAAAUCGUGUGCUUGAAUGGUUUAAUCCCGCUGACGAGCUUGUAAAUCGGUCGAGUUAUUUGACAGGUUUUUGUCAAUUACUUCGUAGCCAAUGGCGAUACGACGUGAACGAUGUAAAGCGAAAACCAUUACGAAACGGGGGUGGGAAAAUGGGAUGGGGGAAAUGAAGCGGAAGCGCGGGAAGAAGCGGGACGAUCGUGAUGGAUCUCGGUGGAAGAUACAGAAGAAGAAAUAGCCGGUAUCUCGUUGGUGGAAGAGGCGGAGGAGAAGAGGCGAAGAGCAAUUUCGUAAUAGCUCCGGGAUAGAGAGGAGUAGGAUAAUAAAGAAGGAAUGGUUCGGAAGAGGAAGAGAUUAGGAUGAAGUCAUGUGGUAGAUCAAUCGCGCGGAAGAGAACGCGCUGGCUCUCCGUUAGCUUAGCCGGUGGACGAAUAAUCCGGCGCUUUUGUAUAUAAAAACACAGAAAAUGUACACGAACAGACAUUACCUAAAAUAGACGUUAAGCAGCGCGGAAGGCGAAACUUUUAGGGAGGAAAAAAAAGCGUGUGUAUAGAGAAUAAAGUUGUAUCAUAUGAAAAAGUGAACGUUUAACAAUUGUGGUUAAUAAGCAAACGGUAAUAAUAAAGGCGACGUUAUAUUGUACAGCAACA